This is a messenger RNA of Peromyscus maniculatus bairdii (prairie deer mouse), 8665 nucleotides long. The record is from RefSeq and is a predicted model, not a curated record. Lineage: Eukaryota; Metazoa; Chordata; Mammalia; Rodentia; Cricetidae.
GACCCGCGGUCCCAGGAAGAACUUACUGAGAGAAAGCUGACUCCCCUAGAAAGUUGUGGGUGGGCAGAAAAGAUGUCAAGAACACCUCCACCCUAAGAGGAAAAGGAAACAUGACCUCUGAGUCCAGUUAGGAACCCAGGGUCUCAGGUGGGGUCUGUCACUGCCCCUCUGGCUCCUUGCAACUCAGGCUCUUUCCCAAUAGUUUGUGUAGCUAGCUGGUCUCUGUCAGCAGCAGUCUCCUCCCAGCCAUACUCUUCCUCACUUCUGUCUUCGUGUGCUGGCCUUAGCCUGGAAUGCCUCCCUCCUUCCCUCUGCCUUGCCCUUUAAGGUGGAGUUCACAUGUCCCCUCUUCUGUGACUUGUCUGACUUCAGUAGCUUAUAGUCCUGAGUUAUUGACUUGCACGUUACAGCACUAAUCUUGCUGUAUCUCUUUAAUUACUCUGUUUCUCUGUAUCCCUCCCUCCUGGUGGUGGUGGUGGUGGGGGAGGCUUAUUUGUUUUUGCUGUGCUGGGGAUUGAAUUCAGGACCUUACAUAUGCUAGUCAAACAUUCUGCCAUUGAGCUGUAUCCCACCUUGGCUGUUUUCACUUCUGGAUUAUAAUAAGAUGGGAUUUUUAAAAUAAUAAGAAGGGAAGACAUGGGCAGAGUACCACUGACUAUCAAGGCAAAGUCUGUGUGUCAUGCUAGGGUUCUGUCCUUCCCUAUUGGUGGUAUACAUAAGUUUUCCUUUUGCGUUUGGAAACAUGAAGAACAAAGAUCAUAUCUUAGUAAGUUUGUGUUUAUUGUUUUGUGCUGUAUCUCUCAUAUAACAGAUAAUUAUUUGUUGAAUGAUACAAUAUUUAAAUAAAAGACAAUACGGUGAUCUAGGUCCCCAGAGGUGAUUCAUAAUAACAUUAUUAAGGCUUAAAUUUUUCUUUUAGCCAGGUGUGGUAGUCAUCACUUUUGUUGUUGUUAUUUUAUUUUAUUUUUUUCAAGACAGUGUUUCUCUGUGUAGUCCUGGCUGUCCUGGAACUCACUCUGUAGACCAGGCUGGCCUUGAACUCAGAGAUCUGCCUACCUCUGCCUCCCCACUGCUUGGGAUUAAAGGCCAACACUGCCUGACUUGUGGUUGUCACUUUUAAUCCCAGCUCUUUGGAGUUAGAAGCAGGCUUGAACUCUGUGAGUUCAAGGUCAUCCUGGUCUACACAGCAAGUUCUAGACCAGACAAGACUAUGUAGUGAGAGCUGGCCUCAAAAAUGAAUAAAUAAGUGAGUGAAUGAAUAAAUAAAUAAAUAAAUAAAGACUCCUAGGUAACAUUAAUUUAAGAAAUACUUGUUAGUCAGGUGUCAUGGCUCAUGCCUAUGAUCCUAGUACUCAGGAGGCUGAGGCAGAGGAUUUCUAGUUCAAGGUCAUCCUGGACUACAUAGAGAAUUUCAGGCAAGACUGGCUACAUACUCAGAUGCUGCCCCUAAAUAACGAAAGAGGAAAGAAAGCCAUGCUUGUAAUACUACCCACAAAGCUCCGAGAUGUGCUGUUAAAUGAUAUAGCUGUUGGGCUUUUUGCUGGACAUCGUUAGCUGUAUUGUCUCCCAAGUCAUCUGUCCUUUUUCCCUAUCAGAGUCAAAACUUUGGGCUGGAGGGACCUUGGGACUGUCCCCUGUGGUGGCAAUUCUGAUGUUCUUAUUGGCUUCAGGGUGCUUGACUUCACAAUCAAGCGAGGCCUGGAAGGGCCUGGGCCAGGGCUUUCCUCCAGCUCUCGGGCCCACAGACCCGCGUUCCGGUCUUGAGAUGUGAGUGACAGAGCUCUCUGCUUUGCUGACCCAGUCUCAGAAGCAAAAUGAAGACUAUGAAAAGAUGGUAAAGGCUCUAAGGGAAACAGUGGAGAUCCUGGAGACCAACCACGCAGAGUUAAUGGAACAGGAGGCAUCUCUGAGCAGGACUGCCCAAGAGGAGAGGUUGACCUUGCAGCAUGUGCUCAAGGACAUAACCCAGGCACUGGCCUCAGUGGAAGAAGAGGACUCUGGGACCCAAAGCUCAGACCAGGAGAGCUCAUUGCAUUUGGACUGUAGUGGCUUCUCCCCGUUUGAUCCCCAGGACCCAGACAAGGCUCUUACCCUGGUGCGUUCAGUGCUGACUCGGAGACAGCAGGCUGUGCAGGACCUCAGGCAGCAGCUCUCGGGCUGCCAGGAGGCCAUGAGCUCCUUGCAGCAGCGGCAUGAUCAGUGGGAGGAGGAGGGCAGAGCCCUGAGGGAACGGCUGCACACACUCACGGGGGAGCGGGACGCUCUGGCCGGGCAGACGGCGGACCUUCAGGGAGCGGUGGACUCUCUCAGCAAGGAGCGCGAGCUGCUGCAGCAGGCCCGGGGAGAGCUGCAGCAGCGGCUGGAAGUGCUGGAGCAGGAAGCGUGGCGACUGCGAAGAGUGAACGUGGAGCUGCAGCUGCAGGGGGACUCGGCUCAGGGGGCGAAGCAGGAGCAGCAGGAGGAGCUGCACAUGGCCGUCCGUGAGAGGGGGCGGCUUCAGGAGACGCUGGCAAGCCUGGAAGCCAAACAGUCAGAAUCACGAAGUGAGCUGAUCACUCUUCGGGAAGCCCUGGAGUCAAGUCGCCUAGAAGGGGAGCUACUGAGGCAAGAGCAAGUGGAAGUGACAGCAGCCUUGGCCAGGGCAGAACAAUCCAUUGCAGAGCUGUCAGCUUCCGAGAACAGCCUGAAGGCCGAGGUAGCUGAUCUUAGAGCUGCAGCUGUCAAGCUUGGGGCCUUAAACGAGGCUUUGGCUUUAGAUAAAGUUGGGCUGAACCAGCAGCUCCUCCAGUUGGAGCAGGAGAACCAGUCUGUGUGCAGCCGAGUGGAGGCGGCCGAGCACUUGAGAAGUGCUCUGCAGGCGGACCUGGGAGAGGCAGAGAGGCGCAGGGAAGCCCUGUGGGAGAAGAAAACUCAGCUGCAGACUCAGCUGCAGAAGGCAGAGGAGACGGGGGCUGAGCUCCAGGCAGAACUGCAGAGUGUCCGAGAAGAAAAGGAAGAACUUAAAGAGAAACUAAGUGAGGCACAUCACCAGCAAGCAGCAGCUACAGCUCAGCUGGAGCAGCUGCGUCAGGAUGCAGAGCGACAGGAAGAGACACUUGCUAGAGCAGUCCUGGAGAAGGAGGCCCUCGUCCGGGAGAGGGCAGCUCUCGGGGUGCGCCUGCAAGCUGUGGAGCGGGACCGACAGGACCUCACUGAACAAGUCCUGGGGCUCAGGUCAGCCAAGGAACAGCUGGAGAGCAAUCUCUUUGAGGCCCAACAGCAAAAUUCUGUGAUAGAGGUCACCAAGGGGCAGCUGGAGAUCCAGAUUCAAACUGUCACUCAAGCCAAGGAAGUAAUUCAAGGGGAAGUAAAGUGUCUGAAACUGGAACUGGAUGCUGAGAGGAGCCGGGCAGAGCAGGAGCGGGAUGCAGUAGCCAGGCAGCUAGCCCACGCCGAGCAAGACGGGCACGCAGCUCUGGAGCGACAGAAGGUGGCCCACGAGGAGGAGGUGAACAGGCUCCAAGAGAAAUGGGAGAAAGAGCGCUCCUUGCUUCAGCAGGAGCUGGAUAAGACCCUGGAAGCCCUAGAAAGGGAGAGAACGGAGCUGGAAGCGAGGCUGAGAGAGCAAGAGACAGAAACUAAAGCCAUCCGCGCACAGAGGGAUGAGGAGCGAGCCGAGGCCGACAGCACCCUGUACCGCAUGCAACUAGAAACGGAGAAGGAGAGAGUGUCCCUCCUCGAGACGCUGUUGCAGACCCAGAAGGAGCUGGCAGAUGCCAGUCAGCAGCUGGAAAGGCUGAGGCAGGACAUGAAGAUUCAGAAGUUACAGGAGCAGGAGACGACUGGCAUGCUGCAGAACCAGCUUCGGGGAGCACAGCAAGAGCUGAAGGAGGCAGCCCAGCGGCACAGGGAGGAGCUUGCCGCCUCCCAGAAGGACAGGGUAGAUCUGCAGAAGCAGGUGGAGGACUUGAAGUCGCAGCUGGUAACCCAGGAUGACUCCCACAGGCUGGUGAAACUAGAGAUUCAGGAGAAGGUGAAAGAAGCUCAGGAAUGUAGCCGGAUCCAGAAGGAACUGGAGAAAGAGAAAGCCAGCCUGGCACUGUCGCUAGUGGAAAAGGAAGGAAGACUCCUUGCUCUGCAAGAAGCUGACUCUGUCCGACAGCAGGAGCUGAAUUCCCUGCGCCAGGACAUACAGGAGGCCCAGGAGGGGCAGAGAGAGCUCGGUCUGCAGGUGGAACUACUGAGGCAGGAGGUGAAGGAAAAGGAGGCUGACUUUGUAGCCCGGGAAGCGCAGCUGCUGGAGGAGCUGGAGGCCUCCCGGAUCACAGAGCAGCAGCUGCGAGCUUCUUUGUGGACCCAGGAGGCCAAGGCAACCCAACUGCAGCUGCAGCUGCGCAGCACGGAGAGCCAGCUGGAGGCACUGGCUGCAGAAGCGCAGCCAGAGACCCAGGCCCAGGCCCAGCUGGCUAGCCUCUGCUCUGUCCUGCAGCAGGCCCUGGGGUCUGCGUGGGAGAGCCGGCCUGAGCUGAGGGGCGGGGGCGACUCUGCUGCUUCCCUGUGGGGCCCUGAGCCAGAUCAGAAUGGAGCUAGGAGACUCUUUAAGAAAGGGCCCCUCCUGACUGCGCUGUCAACUGAGGCUGUAGCAUUGGCUCUCCAGAAGCUUCAUCAAGACCUGUGGAAGGCUCAGCAGGCCCGGGAUGACCUAAGGGACCAGAUCCAGAGGCUGACACAGCAGCUGACUGAUUCUGAGGCCCAGAAGAGCCAGGUCCGCUCCGAGAUGCAGGACUUGGAGAAACAGCUCUCCCAGAGCCAGGAAGAGAAAUCCCAGUGGGAAGGGAAACAGAACGCCCUGGAGUCUGAGCUGAGGGACUUGCACGAGACUGUGGCAUCCUUACAGAGUCGCCUGCGGCAGGCGGAGCUACAGAAAAUGGAAGCUCAGAAUGAGCAAGAGUUGCUGCAGGCAUCCAAGGAGAAGCUGACAGCCCAGGUUGAACAUCUGCAAACAUGUGUUGCAGAAGCCCAGGCUCAGGCAAGUGCGGCCGGUGUCCUGGAAGAAGAUCUGCGAACGGCGCGCUCAGCACUGAAACUGAAGAACGAGGAGGUGGAGAGUGAGCGGGAGAGAGCCCAGGCUUUGCAAGAGCAGGGCGAGCUGAAGGUGGCCCAGGGGAAAGCUUUGCAGGAGAACCUGGCCCUGCUGGCCCAGACCCUGACUAACAGAGAACGGGAGGUGGAGACGCUGCAGGCCGAGAUCCGGGACCUGGAGAAGCAGCGCGAAAUGCAGAAGGCGGCUCUGGAGCUGCUCUCCCUGGACCUGAAGCAGCGGAGCCAAGAGGUAGAGCUGCAGCAAGAACAGAUUCAGGAGCUGGAGAAGUGCAGGUCGGUCUUAGAGCACCUGCCCAUGGCCGUCCAGGAGCGGGAGCAGAAGCUGAGUGUGCAGCGGGACCAGAUCAGAGAACUGGAGAAAGAUCGGGAGACCCAGAGGAGUGUCCUGGAACAUCAGCUCCUGGAACUGGAGAAGAAGGCUCAAGUGAUUGAAUCCCAGAGGGGGCAGAUUCAGGAUCUGAAGAAGCAGCUGGUGACACUCGAGUGCCUGGCCCUGGAACUGGAGGAAAGCCAUCACAAAGUGGAGGGCCAGCAGCAGCUGAUUGCAGAGCUGGAGGGCCAGAGGGAGAUGCAGAGGGCAGCUCUGACCCACCUCACACUGGACCUGGAAGAGAGGAGCCAGGAGCUGCAGGCACAGAGCGACAAGCUCCAGGAGCUGGAGAGCCACGGCAGCCAUCUGGCGAGAGAGCUGCAGGAGAGGGACCAGGAGGUGAAGGCCCAGCGCCAGCAGCUGAAGGAACUGCAGAAGCAGAAAGAGCAGCUGGCUCAGGACCUGGAGAGGAAGGACCAGGAGCUGAUGCUGCAGAAGGAGAGGAUUCAGGUUCUGGAAGAGCAGAGGACGCUGCAGACCAAGAUCUUAGAGGAGGACCUGGAACAGAUCAAGCAUUCCUUGAGGGAACGCGGCCAGGAGCUGGCCUCUCAGCGGCAGCUGAUGCACGAGCGGCCAGACGAUGGGAAGAGCCCUAGCAAAGCCCAGCGUGGGAGCCUGGAGCACUUGAAGCUGAUCCUGCGGGAGAAGGAGAAGGAGGUAGAAUGCCAGCAGGAGCGCAUCCAGGAACUUCAGGAGCACACGGGCCAGCUGGAACAGCAGCUCCAAGGCCUGCACAGGAAGGUGGGUGAGACUAGCCUGCUCCUGAGCCAUCGAGAGCAGGAGCUAGCCACCCUGCAGCGGCACCUCCAGGAAGCCGAGGAACAAGGAGAGCUGAAAGAGCAGGCGCUUCAGGGUCAGCUGGAGGAGGCCCAGAGAGCUCUGGCCCAGAGGGACCAAGAACUGGAGGCCCUUCAGCAAGAACAGCAGCAGGCCCGGGGCCAGGAGGAAAGCAUGAAGCAAAAGACAAGUGCUCUGCAGGCCGCUCUGGAGCAGGCCCAGGUGACACUGCAGGAGCGUCAGGGGGAGCUGGAGGAGCACAAGGACCAGGUGCAGAGGCUCCAGGAAGAGCUGGCAGCGGAGGGGCGGCAGGUUCGGGCCCUGGAGGAGGUGCUGGGAGACCUAAGGGCCGAGUCUCGGGAGCACGAGAAGGCCGUGCUGGCCCUUCACCAGCGGUGUGCUGAACAGGCCCAGGAGCACGAGGCCGAAGCCAGGGCCCUGCAGGACAGCUGGCUGCAGGCCCAGGCCAAACUUACAGAACAAGAACAAGAGCUGGCCGCCCUGCGGGCAGAGAAUCAGUAUUCCCGCCACCAGGAGGAUGCUGCGUGGGCCCAGGCGGAGGCUCUGCAGCAGGCCCUCAGCAAGGCCCAGGCUGCCCUGCAGGACAAAGAGCAGAGUCUCCUUGAGCAAGCUGAACUGAGCUGCACGCUGGAGGCCAGCACUACCACCUUGCAGGCUACCCUGGACACCUGCCAGGCACGUGCCCAGCAGCUGGAGGAGGCCCUGAGGAUGCGAGAAGGUGAGAUCCAGGCCCAGGCUCUCCAACACCAGGAGGUUAUGCAGCAGCUCCAGCAGGCCCUUUCCCAGAAGGAGGAAGAGCUGAGGCAGCAGGAAGAGCAGGGGCAGCUGCUGGAAAAGGCGCUGGCCCAGCGGAGUCAAGACAGUGGGAUCCAAGAGAAGCAAAGUCUGGAGCGAGAGAGAGGAGAGGAGGCGGGGGGCCUUGUGGAGAGCCUAAGGGAGCUACAGCUGGCUCUAGCCCAAAAGGAAGAAGAGAUUUUGAUGCUGAGGGAGGCCCAGCAAAGGCAGAGUCUGGAGGCCUCUUCCCCAAGCCGCAGAGUCUUCCCGGUGGAGAAGCCAACUCCACAACUGCCCCCAGUGCAGCAGGAGCUGGAGCGACUGCAGAAUGCCCUGAGGCAGACGGAGGCCAGGGAGAUCGAAUGGAGGGAGAAGGCUCAGGACUUGGCACUGUCCCUGGCCCAGAGCAAGGCCAGCAUCAGCAGUCUGCAGGAGAUAGCCAUGAUCCUGCAAGCCUCUGUCCUAGAGAGGGAGUCGGAACAGCAAAGGCUACAGGAGGAGUUGGUGCUCAGCAGACAGGCUCUGGAGGAGCAGCAGUCACAUGACCCACACUCAGCCAGCAGAGCAGACCAAGGGCCCAAAGCUGGACAAGACAGGCAGCCUGGAGAGGUAGCUGUGGCUGAGCCUAGUCCUGGGGUGGAGGAGAAGGAGCAGUGGACACAAAGGCUUGAACGUCUGCAGGAAGCUGUGGCGCAGCUGGAAUUUGACCGCAGCAAGCUGCAGCACCACAACGCGCAGCUGCGGACUGCCUUAGAGCAGGUGGAGCGGGAACGGAGGAGGCUGAAGAGGGAUUCCAUGCGCGCAUCCCGAGCAGGGUCUCUGGAGACGAGAGAAGCCAUGGCUUCGUCCCCCGUACAGCAGGAUGGGAGAGGAGGUCAGAAAGGCUCCUCGGAUAGCAUGCAUGUGCUUGAGCUUCAGAGAGAGGUAGCCCUGCUGCGGGCCCAGCUGGCACUGGAGCGGAAGCAGAGAGAGGACUACAUCGCACAGUCGGCACAGACCAGCCGGGAGCUGGCGGGCCUGCGGCAUAGCCUCUCCCACUCCCUCCUCACGGUGGCCCAGGCCCCCGAGGCCACUGUUCUGGAGGCCGAGACCCGAAAGCUGGAUGAGUCCCUGAGUCAGAGUCUGACAUCCCCGGGGCCAGCCCUGCUACAUCCCAGUCUGGACACUGCUCACACGACCCCCAGGUAGCAGCCGUAGCCUGAGCAGAACACAGCCAGCCAGGUGGCGCACAUCGGAUGACUACAGAGGGGGUCACCGCUCCCCCAACGCUGCAAGUUUGCCAAAGGCAAGAUUAGCUCUGUUACCCGACUAGGAGGACCAGGUCAGCUCACAGUCCUAGGAAAUAAAUGGGGACCCUCCAGGCCGCAGAGGGUCGCAGCUCACAUGGGAAUGAGGCAAAUCGCAUUUGCUUGCUGACCUCCUGUUACCCAGGAAGUGCCUUGUCCUGCCUGCGGGGCAUCGUUGUCUUUCCGCCUGUUGAAGCAACCACAGUCCACACUGAGCCUGAAGGCCUGGCUGGCCCCAGCGGCAUCUGGUACUCUGUCUUGGGCAGGAGCAUCCAGUGCAGGGAGUGUCCGCUGCCUUCUUGGCUUCACCGUCCCCCACCUUCCCCUUUACAAUAAACCCCAGGUCUUUGUAUUA